Exophiala oligosperma is the source of this 3168-nucleotide messenger RNA. RefSeq lists its product as uncharacterized. Lineage: Eukaryota; Fungi; Ascomycota; Eurotiomycetes; Chaetothyriales; Herpotrichiellaceae. The transcript is spliced from 3 exons. Bases 1030 to 2742 code for a protein of 570 amino acids. Gene Ontology annotation, biological process: regulation of DNA-templated transcription. Gene Ontology annotation, molecular function: zinc ion binding; DNA-binding transcription factor activity, RNA polymerase II-specific. The record is from RefSeq and is a predicted model, not a curated record.
UGGUAAUAUGUUGCACCCAGCCAGCGUCAACCUCGAUAAUACGGUUACGUUGCAGAGCACUCGCAGAUCGGGAGAUAACCACACCUGAUGGGCAUCAAAAAAUCCGCGCAUACAUUUUUAAUCCCAGAUAAUCACUUAAGGUAGGCUAUAGAAUACACUUUUGAUGCAACGUCUAGGGUCAAGAUCGGUCUAUCGCUGGUCACCUGGUGCACACGUUUUUCAAUAUCUGCAGCUUGCCCGCGUUUAUUCUUCCUUGGCUCCGCCUCGUCCAGAUCGUUCAGCAGCCUCGAUGCUAGCUUUGUCGGUCUUCGUCUCGCCCUGGCCCAUGCCCAUCAUGCCACCCGAAGCUUUCCAUGGUCGUUUGAGCUCACCAACGGCCGGUUUACCAAGAAUGUAGACCUUGAACAAGUUGCUCUCAAAAGCACUUUUGACGGGGAUGAUGGACUGGAUAAGCAGAGGAUUCGUGUACUUGAGGCGGCAGACACCUGGCCCUGGUCGUACUCUUGAAUGGUCGUGGUGACAAGUUUCGGUUCUUCACCCGAGCCCAUGGGCGCAGGCUCCACGUACUUGAGGGUUGUCAAAUCUGCAUUACUUUACCAAAGAUGAUCAGGUUCGAAGCGACGUAGAGAAUGCGCACUCCCAGCAGAACUUGGGGGUCGUCGAAGGGGACUCUUUUAGAGACUUGCAUCAUCCCGAGGAUGAUCACCAAGUUGGUGCUGAGAACAGUCAGUUACGAGAGCGCCACGGUGGGAAAGAAAAGAACUGUACAUUUGGGGGCUGAAGGCGUUCAUAGUGGCUACAAUAAUGGAGAGGGUAGGCUUAAGCAGCAGGCAGGGUGGGAUGCGAUGUUCAACGACGCUGGCAGGAACGCGAAUGUAUACAAAGAAAGAAAAAGGUCCCUCAAGCAUAUGAGUAUUCUUCACUGAUGCGAAAUGGACAGAUCGCAGGCGCAGAGAAUUGUCCCAGGCACCGAGGUGCUGCCAAGUGAUCUCCAGUCAUGUGACAAGCCGUCUUGGCAACCCGGCUAAAAUGACGAGAGAGAAUACAGUUUGUACGUGGCGGGCGGCGUUGAUUUCCAUCCUCUGUCACUGGUGUACUCCGUACUGUAUGUAUGAAAGGGACUAUGACUUGGCCCUGCCAACUCCACGGUGUGGAGCAUUACUGCAAUUCACCAUGAACUACUCCUUCUCAACGUCGUCGCCUGGGUCUGUCCAAUCUAAUCAAGUUCGGCGGAGGAGAGCGUGUGAUCGUUGCCACAGUGUCAAAGAAAAGUGCCGGUGGCCCGCAGACGGGACGCAGGUGUGUGACAGAUGCUCUCGUUUGCAGUACAAGUGUCGAACAGAUCGUCCGUUGCAUCAUCCGGGCAGGAAGCCGAGAUUGGCGGCUGGAAAUCGUCUAUCACUAGAACGAACUGAAGAUGGACCCUCCCAACCCAUUAAGAAAGAACAUGUGAACGCCUCAGACCCCGGCGAGAAGGGGCCCACGGCUGCAGCUGCCCCAGAAUCGACAUCCUCACCGGCUAAUGUCGUUGCUGUCUCGCGCCAAUCCAAUCAACAAGGUUUAUAUCAGAGUAUCAGCCUUUUCCCGGAACUGAACGGCCUAGAACGACGCCUUCUAGAGAGUAUGCUGCAUAAACAAAUUGAAGUGGACCGAUACGUUCUUGGCCCUAGCUUUCGGGAAAGGCAUCAGCAAGCAUUCGUUGAUCACCUGCAGACUGACAUGACCCUUGUCAAGGAUGCCUUUAUCGCGUGUACGUCCCUAAUGGUCGGAAAUUCACAAAUCCGACAGCUCGCCCAGGAUCAGCAUGUCGGUCACAAACGAGCCGCCAAUGCGCUGGCCUCUCUUCGCCGUCUGGAAGUCAGUGGUUCUCACAAUUCGUCGACAGUGCUGAUGCUAGGCGUGGCGAUUGUAACCUUUGCCUCGCAUCACUCUGGAGGCGAGUUACCACUUUGUCGCCAUAUUCUUGAUCUCAUCAAACGCUUCCACGACAAUGAGCCAGCUUUUAUACAACAACUGGGCUCCGAUGGAAUAUCGGCGCUUAAUUGCCUCAUCGCGACCGAGACGUUUAUAUGCCUGCUUCGAGGCCAGCUGCCUUCGGUCAGAAUUCGACAAGGGGACCUUGACGGGCUAGUGGAUCGCUUCAUUGGAGUGUCGGCGCCCCUUCUCACCCACUUGUACGAUAUUUGUGAGUUGACCCAAGUGAUGCGCCAUUACCGCAGGGGACCAAGCAAAAUUCCUCUACGUGCGCGCCUCCGCAAAAGGAUCGAGACUGUCGAACAAAGCCUACAAACCUGGCAACCGACGAGCACCGCGACUCUUCGUGAAGGACACUUUACGCCAACAGAGAGAACGCUGAUGAACACACAAGCGAAUACUCUGCGCUUGACGGCUUUGACUGUGCUCCACCGGCUGCAACACGCCUUUGGCACCGAUGACGGAAAGGCUAUUGCCAUGUCGAGAGAAGUCCUGGGAGAACUUCAUACAAUGGUCCAGCUCACAGGGCGAUCGGCACCAUGCGCUGACUUCGCCUAUCUGGUUGCAUGCUUCGAGAUCGUCAACCCCCUGGAAAGGGGCACGGCGUUGUCUAAAUUGCACCUCGUUGCCGAUUUCUCGCCCCGGACCGCCGACGAACUAAAGACCUGGCUUCUCUUAUUUUGGACUGCUAGAGACAACAGUGGAGUCGGCCCCAUCUACUGGGACGACAUGGAGUUUCAGCUUUUCGGGACCGCGAGUCGUACGUGAGAAGACCCCGGAAUGAUGACACCACAAUUAUUAUAUCGCUGCCCUUACAGGGUCCGGGACCAGGGAUAUGCUAUGAACUAUCGUUAACACACACAGCGGCGGAGUUUUUUUGGUUUGAAUUUUUUAUGCAUGUCGAAAUGUGUGACGGCAUUUACGCUAUGCUAACGACUUGAUGCCUUUCUUUUUUUCACUCUCUUUAUCAACAUAAUAUAGGCAAGGACGUACCAUAUUUUAUAUGUAUAGUUGUGGCGAGCAGUUGCUUGAGCAGCCUGCAUAACGUCGCCUCGAUGUAUCUAGGAGCCACAAUACUUUGGCAAGAGCAACUAUAGAGCCAACUCUAUACCAUUCACUGGGCUCGAUGCGUUGGCUGUCGAGACGCCAAUUUCUUAUAUAACUUCGCGGUGGCGAUUCUAGCUUUCUUACCCC